Molecule: messenger RNA, 1619 nt
Organism: Scheffersomyces coipomensis
Lineage: Eukaryota; Fungi; Ascomycota; Pichiomycetes; Serinales; Debaryomycetaceae
Exons: 1
Coding region: 92-1327 (411 amino acids)
Source: RefSeq, a predicted model, not a curated record
UAGCGCGUUUCAAAUUUUUGUAAGAAAAUUGGCAGAGCAUAAUUUUUUUCAAAGGCCUUGGUUGCAAAAUGUUCUGCUAUAAUUUAAAUAAAUGAAAAUGUUUAAUCUUUCUCUUGAAGAUAACAAACCAGCAGUAUUUAUCAUUAUUACAAUGAUCAGGGUACCAAGAUUUGCUAAAACAUAUGAAGGAAAUGAAUUUUCAUUUGACGAACUCUUCAUCUUUAAUCAAACAACAUUACCAGAUACAUUUAAGUUUAUCACUGAUUUGGUCCUUCUUGUGGAUACUACCAAGAGUGAUAAUUUUGAUAAUUUACUUAUUCCUGAUAUCCCAAUAAAAGGUCAAGUUUUGCAUCAUAACGAUAGAAAAGUGGAUUAUGAAGACUCACUGAAGUUAUUCUUUGAUAAUGCAAAGAAUUUUGAUAAUAAAAGCUUUCCUUUAACUAUCACUUUGCAAUUCAAACUUGGACUUGAAGAUGAUGGAAUGUCAAUGAGAGAUUUAUUAUUUAAAGCAAUAGAACUUGUUCCAAUGGGAUUUAAGUUCAAAGUGUACAUAUUUAAAAUUGUAUCUCAUCAAGGUCCUGAUACAUUCAGAAUGCCACCAGCAGACUUUCUUAGACUUUUGAAUUGUAUUGGAUUCAGAUUUGACACUGAUUUUAUUCCCAAUGCAGCUUUCACAUCCCAACAACUAUGGAAGAGAGACUACCACAGAAAUGUGAACCAUCAUAUUCCAAUUACAAUUUCUUGGUUAGGAAAAGAUCUUGAAGAACUACAUCUAGGUCAGAAAGUUAGAUUAGCUAGUACAGAUUAUAUAUACCUAGAAUUUCAAAAGCUAAUAGAUCACAGCUAUGAAUGUUAUGACGUUGCUCUGAUUCAGAAUUGGUCUGGAUUUCUAGUCAAUAAUAACUCAUCAUUUAAAUAUUUGAAAUUAAGAGAUUUUCAAACUGGAUAUUAUUGUCCUUUUGUUGGGCUUGAUAAGCUUGUUUUGAUUGGGUUUGAGUUACCCAUAGAAGUUCAUAAAAUGUUUACAUAUUUGUUGUCAAGUAAGGAAAUACAUCUAUGUGGUGUUGCAAUCCAACAAUGUCCAAAAUAUUUUGAAAAUGUUAAUAGUUCAUGUAUAACUGAAAUGAUUUAUUUCCUGUGUGAUCCUGCUUGGUCUGAUGAAAUUACACAGACUUCAAUCGAAAGUCUUCAAUUCAUCUCUUUGAAGUUUCAAAUAAAUUUAUUCGAAGUCCCAUUCUUGCCUCAACACCAAGCAUCUUGUAAAACUGGAGCUAUUUACAAUCAGUUACACAGAAGAGUUAGAUUAGGUGAAUUCGAAUGUAAAUAAUUUUUUAUGUUAAAAGUUCAUUAUUAUCAUAUAUUUCUAAACGAUGAUUCAAACCAAUCCAUAUACAUCAUUUUAAGCUAAAUUCGUAGUAUAAAACACUUCAUAUGAUCAUAACUAUAUAAACUUGCAGCCAUUAUCAGCUUGGUAAAUGAUUUUUAAAACUAUCGCGUGUAUGGAACAAAAUGUAAACAAAAUUUAAUUUCUGUAAAUUUGAUUUUUACAACCAACUUGAUUUGAAGUAACUAAGUGAUCACAACCAUCAUCAAUCGAUCAACAAUCGAUCAUCAUAGUU